This is a messenger RNA of Tachyglossus aculeatus (Australian echidna), 2037 nucleotides long. It is a transcript of the gene ZBTB34, whose product is annotated as zinc finger and BTB domain containing 34. Gene Ontology annotation, biological process: regulation of transcription by RNA polymerase II. NCBI's taxonomy places the organism in Eukaryota, Metazoa, Chordata, Mammalia, Monotremata, Tachyglossidae. The transcript is spliced from 2 exons. Gene Ontology annotation, molecular function: DNA-binding transcription factor activity, RNA polymerase II-specific; protein binding; RNA polymerase II cis-regulatory region sequence-specific DNA binding. The record is from RefSeq and is a predicted model, not a curated record. Bases 49 to 1566 code for a protein of 505 amino acids.
UGCCGCGCCAGCGGGCGAUGUGAGAGCCAAGCGCCCAGAUUCCGCUCCAUGUCAGUAGAAAUGGACAGCAGCAGUUUCAUUCAGUUCGAUGUGCCCGAGUACAGCAACACGGUCCUGAGCCAGUUAAACGAGCUUCGGCUGCAAGGGAAACUCUGCGACAUCAUCGUGCACAUUCAGGGGCAGCCGUUCAGAGCCCACAAAGCGGUCCUCGCCGCCAGCUCCCCGUAUUUCCGGGACCAUUCCGCGUUAAGUACCAUGAGUGGCUUAUCGAUAUCGGUCAUUAAGAACCCCAACGUCUUCGAACAGUUACUCUCGUUCUGUUACACUGGAAGGAUGUCCUUACAGCUGAAGGACGUGGUGAGUUUCCUCACCGCCGCCAGCUUCCUUCAGAUGCAGUGCGUCAUCGACAAAUGCACCCAGAUCCUGGAGAGCAUCCACUCGAAGAUCAGCGUCGGCGAGGUCGACUCGGUCACGGUCGGCGCCGAGGAGACUCCCGAAAACCGCAACGGCGUGAAGGACGGCAGCUUCUUCGCCAAUCCGGUGGAAAUCUCCCCCCCGUACUGCUCCCAGGUGCGGCCGCCCGUGGUCGGCGGCGACCUGCGGAUGGAAACGGGUCCGGGCAAAGCCCCGCGGGGCCGCGGGGCCCAGGAAGAAGGCCACUCGGACCGAGGGAGCUGCGGAAGCGUGUCCGAAUACGAGAUCCAGAUCGAGGGGGACCCCGAGCCGGGGGACCUGCUCGUCCGAGAGAGCCAGAUGGCGGAGGUGAAAGUGAAGAUGGAGAAGUCGGAGCGGCCCAGCUGCUCCGACAGCUCGUCCCUCGGGGACGACGGCUACCACACGGAGAUGGUGGACGGGGAGCAGGUGGUGGCGGUGAACGUCGGCUCCUACGGCUCCGUGCUGCAGCAUGCGUACUCGUUUUCGUCCCAGCCCGCCUCCCAGCCCCCUGGUGUGCCCGAGCCUUUUGGGGGCGGCAGCCAUUCCAGCCCAUCCAGGUCCAUGCUGAGCUGCUUCAGGGGAGGCCGGGCGCGCCAGAAGCGGGCCGCCGGCCACCUGCACGGCGACCUCCAGGGCCCGGGGCCCGGGGCCGACGGCGACGCCGCGCCCGGCCAGCCGGGCUACGAGGGCGGCCCCCGUGAGCGCGGCGCCAGGGGCCACUGGUACCCUUACAACGAGCGGCUCAUCUGCAUUUACUGCGGCAAGUCCUUCAACCAGAAGGGCAGCCUGGAUCGGCACAUGCGGCUCCACAUGGGGAUCACGCCCUUCGUCUGCAAGUUCUGCGGGAAGAAGUACACGCGCAAGGAUCAGCUCGAGUACCACAUCCGCGGCCACACCGACGACAAACCCUUCCGCUGCGAGAUCUGCGGCAAGUGCUUCCCCUUCCAGGGCACCCUAAACCAGCACCUGCGGAAAAACCACCCCGGCGCGGCCGAGGUCCGGCACCGCGGCGACUCUCCGGAGCGGACGGAGGCCUUUGCGGAGCAGAAGGUCGACGACGACGCCUCGACGGUGGAGGUGGCUCUGGAUUCUGGCCCGGAGGGCCACUCGGUGGCCAACACCCCCGAUUGAGAGCCCAGAUGCCCCGAGCGACCCAAACCAAGCACAUUUUAGCCGCUGCAUUUAUUUUUUUUCAAUUUUUUUUGGUUCGUUUGCUGGCUUGUUCGUUUUGUUUUUCCUUGUUUCAGUGAUCUCUGAUUAGCACGGGCGUGCUAGCCUUUCUUUUCCCUCGACCGUACGGGAACGGGUCUGUCCCCCGGCGGGCUCUCGGUGAUUUCCGGACGGAGCACGUCACGGCGUUUGCCCUUUGCUUCUGAGGAGCCCGAAGGAGCUCGCCGUCCAGAGGGGGACGCUCCCCUUUGGCCGAACUGCCCUCCCCCUGCCCUCCCACCUUCCGUCAGUGACUCGAGAGAGUCAGCCGGGCGACCCUCCCUCGGCGGCCGGGAGGUGUGUUCUCCCUCGACGGGCGCGCUGACUCCCGUUGGCUCUCGUGGGGGGCUGCGCGUGACCGUGGAGGGAGAAUUAGAAGCCUCUGGGCGGGAU